Molecule: messenger RNA, 2779 nt
Organism: Syngnathoides biaculeatus (alligator pipefish)
Lineage: Eukaryota; Metazoa; Chordata; Actinopteri; Syngnathiformes; Syngnathidae
Gene: grk7a
Product: G protein-coupled receptor kinase 7a
Exons: 4
Coding region: 1-1674 (557 amino acids)
Biological process (GO): protein phosphorylation; regulation of signal transduction; signal transduction
Cellular component (GO): cytoplasm
Molecular function (GO): rhodopsin kinase activity; ATP binding
Source: RefSeq, a predicted model, not a curated record
AUGUGUGACAUGGGUGGACUGGAUAACCUGGUGGCCAACACGGCCUACCUCAAAGCCCAGGGUGGUGACGACAAGGAAAUGAAAAAGCGCCGCCGCAGCUUGUCUCUCCCUAAGGCAGAGCAAUGUGCUGCAGUGCGAUCGUCCAUCGAUAAGGACUUUACAUCGAUCUGUGAACGGCAGCCUAUAGGCAAAAAGUUUUUCCGUGAAUUCCUGGCAAGCAAUGCCCAGUUUAAGCUUGCUGCUGAUUUCUUGGACGAGCUUUACGACUGGGAUCUCGCUGAAGGUGCAGUAAAAGACAAGUCGCGGCAGAACAUCAUCAACAAGUUUUGCAAAGCUGACUCCAAGAAUUUCUUGUCCUUUCUCACUGGGGAGGCCGCUGACAAAUGCAAGACUGUGACAGAUGCCAACUUCGAUGAGGUGAUGAAAGGCAAAGUCCAAGAUGGUGUAAGGGAAUUUUUGAAGGGCAAACCUUUGACAGAUUACCAGGCCAGUCCAUUCUUUGAUAAAUUUCUCCAGUGGAAGGAAUAUGAGAAGCAGCCCAUCAGCGACAAGUACUUCUAUGAGUUCAGGACCCUGGGAAAAGGUGGUUUUGGAGAGGUAUGUGCUGUGCAGGUGAAAAACACAGGCCAGAUGUAUGCUUGCAAAAAGUUGUGUAAAAAGCGACUGAAGAAGAAGGGUGGUGAGAAGAUGGCCCUUUUGGAGAAAAAGAUCUUGGAGAAGGUCAACAGUCUGUUUCUGGUCAACCUGGCCUACGCUUACGACACCAAGACCCAUCUGUGCCUUGUCAUGACCUUGAUGAAUGGUGGCGACCUCAAAUACCACAUCUACAACAUCGGCUAUGACGGCAAGGGCGUGGACAAGGGCAUCGAGAUGAAGCGUAUCGUCCACUACACGGCCCAAAUCACCACUGGUAUUCUUCACCUGCAUGCCAUGGAUAUUGUUUAUCGUGACAUGAAGCCUGAGAACGUGUUGCUGGACAGCUUCGGUCAAUGUCGACUUUCAGAUUUGGGUCUAGCCAUAGAGAUCACCCCGGGAAAAACUGUCUCCCAGAUGGCUGGUACCGGAGCCUACAUGGCCCCGGAGCUUUUGAACAAAACUCCGUACAGGACGUCAGUGGACUGGUGGGCACUGGGUUGCAGCAUCUACGAGAUGGUGGCCGGCUACACGCCUUUCAAAGGGCCUGAAAGUAAAAAGGAGAAGGUGGAGAAGGAGGAGGUGCAGCGCCGUAUUCUCAACGAGGAACCCAAGUGGGAGCACAAGUUUUUCGAUGCCACCACCAAGGACAUCAUCCAGUUGUUCCUCAAGAAAAAAAUCGACGAGCGUCUUGGCAUGAAGGACAACAUGGAGGACCCCAGGAAGCACCCGUGGUUUAAGAGCAUAAACUUCCCCCGCCUGGAGGCCGGCCUGGUGGCGCCCCCGUGGACCCCGAAACCCAACGUCGUCUACGCCAAGGACACGGGUGACAUCGCCGAGUUCUCCGAAAUCAAAGGCAUCGAGUUUGACGCCAAAGAUGACAAGUUCUUCAAGGAGUUCAGCACCGGCGCCGUGCCCAUCCAAUGGCAGCAGGAGAUGAUCGAAACGGGACUGUUUGACGAGCUCAAUGAUCCCAACAGGAAAGAAGGUGGCGGAGAUGUGGAUGAUGAAAAGAAGUCCGGUACUUGUACAUUGCUGUGAGGGGACUCCUUGUUCGUUUUUCCCCACAUCACAAGCACACGUUGACCGUUUUUCAAAUCUGAAUGACUUUUCAGGUAAAGAGCUAAGCUGGCACGUUAGUAUGUGACGUCUCAUCUAAGAUGUUGCUCUUCUGGUCUAGAGGCAACAGAACCGGGGACAAACUAAUGCGUUGUUGCACCGCUGUACACGUUGGCCUAGAACCAGUAAGAACUCGGGCAAUGGCAACGUUGGAUGGGUUGCUGUUGUUGAUUUUGUUCAAGCUAUAAAUUCCCAAAUAUGCCGCACUUUCACUGUACCUUUAAUCGUGUCAACUUGCGUGCGGUCUGACCAGAAAUGUCAGCUGGGAGUCUUUACAUUUUUAGAACAAAUAUGAAAUGAAUUCACUAAGACACAGGUGCAAACUCGAAGCCCUGGGGGCUUGAUCCAACCCGCUGCAUGAUUUUAUGUGGCCUGCGAAGGCAAAUCAUAUGUAUCAACUUCCAUGAUUUUUGUUCAAAUCUGUACCCAAAUUUUAAAUUGUCAUAUCAUAAAUGCGUGGCUCAGCUGGUAAAGCGUUGGCCUCACAGUUGUGAGGUCCUGGCUUCAAUCCCGGACCCGCCUGUGUGGAGUUUGCAUGUUCUCCCCGUUCCUGCGUGGGUUUUCUCCUGGCACUCCGGUUUCCUCCCACAUCCCCCCAAAAAAACAUGCCAUAUUAAUUGGAUGCUCUAAAUUGCCCCGAGGUGUGAUUGUGAGUGUGGCUGUUGUUUGUCUAUAUGUUCCCUGGGAUUAGCUGGUAAUCAGUUCAGGGUGUCCCCCAGCUCCUGCCCGUUGACAGCUGGGAUAGGCUCCAGCACUCCCCGUGACCCUCGUGAGGAUAAGCGGCAAAGAAAAUGGAUGGAUGGAUGGAUAAAUGAUAAUGUUGAGAUUUUACAAGCAUUUUUGUGUUACCAUAUAGUUGAAAAAACCAUUACUCUUCAUUUCUGAUUCCAAAACAAAUUCAUAAUUUUCAUGUGUAAAUAUGAUGAGGCGGUUUAAGAUUUUCAUGGUUUCACAGUCAUAUCUGAGGGAAACCAUAGGUAAAAUGUGGCCCGCGACAAAAAUGAGUGGCACUAAGAGUUAAGUUGAA